AUGCCUCCUAAGAAGAAGGGAAACAAGCGGCAAGAGGAGGACUGGGAAGCCGAUCUCGGCGAGUCCGCCCCCGCCACCGAUGCUCCCGUCGACGACCAGCCCCAGGACGGGGAAGAUGAGGAAUCGACGGGCGGUGGUGGCCUCAUGGCUGCUUUGAGGAAGAACAAGGAAAAGAAGAAGAAGAAGGGCAAGGCCAACGACUUCGUUGAAGGUGAAGACCCUGCCGCCGACCUCGCCAGCAAGGCACCCGAGGUGGGCACCUUCGAUGAUGACGAUGUCUUUGCCGGCAAGGCGACGAAGAAGCCCAUCAAGGAUACUCCUGCUCCCAAGGCCGAUGAGCCCGAAGAGGGCGAGUUCCGCGUGAAGUCCAAGAAGGAGAAGGAGAAGGAGAAGAAGGAGCGUGAGAAGGCGCGAAAGAGAGAACAGGCCCUCGCAAAGAAGAAGUCUGCUCCCCCAACGAAGGCUGAGCCCGCUGCCGAGAUCAAGAAGGACGAGCCCGCCCCGGCCGCUGCUGCAGAGCCUGCGGGAGGCAAGAAGAAGAAGCUCCCACCCCAUCUGGCAGCUCUUCAGAAACAGCAGGAGCUGCUCCGCCAGCAGCGUGAGGAGGAGGAGCGGUUGGCUGCCGAGGAGAAAGCCGCCCUUGCCGAGCAGCAACGCCUGGAGGAAGAGGAAGAGGCUAAGCGCGAAGAGGUCCGUCAAAAGAAGCGUGAGAGGGAGCGUGAGAAGAGAGAGCAGCUCCGCAAGGAGGGCAAGCUUCUCACCAAGGCUCAGCGUGAGGCUCAGCUGCGCAAUGAGAUGCGUAUGAAGCAGAUGCUUGAGGCUGGCGUGGGUAAGGUUGCCGGUCUGGAAGAGGGUGCUGCUGAGAAGAAGCGCCCCGUCUACGAGAACCGCAAGAAGAAGGGCGGCAAGAAGCAAGAAGAGGAUCUUGAGGCUGCCGCUGAACGUGCCCGCCUCCAGCGUGAGGCUGAAGACGAACGCCGCCGCAAGGAGGCCGAGGAGAAGGCCAAGGCUGAGGCUGAGGCCGAGGCUGCCGCUAAGGCUGCUCCUCCUGUCGAGAAGGACGACGAUGCCGUGGAUGACUGGGAAGCGGCUGCUGAUGAGGACGUUAAGGAUAGUUGGGACGCUCCUUCCGAUGAUGAGGAGAAGCCUGCUGCCAAUGGCGCCGCUAAGGAAGAGGGCGAUUCGAAGGAGGACGAGGAUUCAGAUGAAGAUUCUGAAGACGACUCCUCUUCCGAGGAAGACUCGGAGGACGAGGAGCAGUCAGCCAACAAGAGAGCCAUUGCACUGAGAAAGGCCGAGGCUGCCGAGCGGAGGAAGAGGCAGCACGAGGAGGCCCUCGCUGCUCGUUCCAAGGACAACCUGCGCUCGCCCAUUUGCUGUAUUCUCGGUCACGUCGAUACCGGAAAGACCAAGCUUUUGGACAAGAUUCGUCAGACCAACGUUCAGGAAGGUGAAGCUGGUGGUAUUACUCAGCAGAUCGGUGCUACUUACUUCCCCGUCGAGGCUCUGCAGCAGAAGACCGCCGUUGUCAACAAGGACGGCAAGUUCGAGUUCAAGGUUCCCGGUCUGUUGAUCAUUGAUACCCCUGGUCACGAGUCUUUCUCCAACCUGCGUUCCAGAGGUUCCUCUCUUUGCAACAUUGCCAUCCUUGUUGUUGAUAUCAUGCACGGUCUCGAGCCCCAGACCCUCGAGUCUAUGCGCUUGCUGCGUGACCGCAAGACUCCUUUCAUUGUGGCGCUGAACAAGAUCGAUCGUCUGUACGGCUGGAAGAAGAUUGACAACAACGGUUUCGAGGAUAGUCUGAAUAUGCAGAGCAAGGGUGUCCAGAACGAGUUCCGCACUCGUCUGGAGGAUACCAAACUGGCUUUCGCCAACCAGGGUUUCAACUCGGAGCUCUUCUUCGAGAACAAGUCCAUGGCCCGCUAUGUGUCCCUGGUGCCCACUUCCGCCCACACCGGUGAGGGUGUUCCUGACAUGCUGAAGCUUCUCACCUCUUUGAGUCAGGAGCGUAUGACAAACUCUCUGAUGUACCUGUCUGAGGUUGAGUGCACUGUCCUGGAAGUGAAGGUUAUCGAAGGUCUUGGUACCACCAUUGACGUGAUUCUGUCCAACGGUAUUCUGCGCGAGGGUGAUCGCAUUGUUAUGUGCGGUCUCAACGGCCCUAUCACAACCAACAUUCGAGCACUCUUGACACCCGCCCCGCUCAAGGAGUUGCGUCUGAAGUCAGCAUACGUCCACAACAAGGAGGUCAAGGCCGCGCUCGGUGUCAAGAUCGCUGCCAACGAUCUUGAGCACGCCAUUGCUGGUUCUCGUUUGAUGGUUGUCGGUCCUGACGACGAUGAGGAGGACCUGGAGGAGGAAGUCAUGUCUGAUCUGGAGAACUUGCUGAGCAAGGUCUCUACUGACGCACGUGGUGUCAGUGUUCAGGCUUCGACUCUGGGUUCCCUGGAGGCCCUUCUGGAGUUCCUGAGGGUCUCCAAGAUCCCCGUGGCCAACAUUUCCAUUGGUCCCGUCUACAAGCGCGAUGUCAUGAUGGCUGGAGCCAUGUUGGAGAAGGCCAAGGAAUACGCCGUUAUGCUUUGCUUCGAUGUCAAGGUUGACAAGGAAGCUGCCGCGUACGCUGCUGACGUUGGCGUCAAGAUCUUUACCGCAGACAUCAUCUACCACCUGUUCGACGACUUCACCAAGCACAUGGAGGAGCUGAAUGAGCAGCGCAAGGAGGAUAGCAAGUUGCUUGCCAUCUUCCCCUGUGUGAUCCAGCCCGUCGCCAUCUUCAACAAGAAGGAUCCCAUCGUCAUUGGUAUCGAUGUGCUCGAGGGAAGCUUGCGGAUGCACACCCCGCUGGCGGCUGUCCGUACCAAUGCCGCCGGUGUCCGGGAGGUUGUCGACAUUGGCAGAGUGACAUCCAUCGAGCGUGAUCACAAGGCCAUUCCGGUUUGCAAGAAGGGCCAGCCCUCCGUCGCCAUCAAGGUCGAGGGUCCCAACCAGCCCAUGUACGGCCGCCAUUUGGAAGAGAAGGACACUCUGUACUCGCACAUCUCGCGUGCCAGUAUCGACACCCUCAAGAAGUUCUAUCGCUCCGAGGUGACGAUGGAGGAGUGGGGUCUGGUCAAGAAGCUCAAGCCCGUCUUCGAUAUUCCUUGA
Penicillium cinerascens is the source of this 3144-nucleotide messenger RNA. RefSeq names its product putative mitochondrial translation initiation factor IF-2. Gene Ontology annotation, molecular function: translation initiation factor activity; GTPase activity; GTP binding. Lineage: Eukaryota; Fungi; Ascomycota; Eurotiomycetes; Eurotiales; Aspergillaceae. The coding region runs from base 1 to 3144 and encodes 1047 amino acids. The record is from RefSeq and is a predicted model, not a curated record. The transcript has 3 exons.